UCUAAAAUCUAUCCGUGAGACCGUGACUCCCUUCCCCCACCCCUCUGGCCCUCUCCCUUCCCUCGCCUCCGAAGUUCUGUAACGUCCACUUAAGAGGGAAUGCACUAACUCGCGAAUUCAUCCAAUUUCUUCUAACUGCAUUCCUGGAGGACACUUCGAUUUUUCAGUGAUGGGUAGAAAGAAGCAAGCACGUCCCCGACGGUCAGGAGGAAUGUUAGAGGACCUUCAUAGCAAUGGAAGAAAUUUAGAAAAUUCCACUGGUUUUGAAGAUGCAAAAACUGAAGAAAAGUUUAGUGAUUCUAGUGAACCAUUUCUCGUAGAAAUUGAUUGGAGUUCCUAUAACUUGGAUGAGCACCAUGACAUUGCGGAAAUCAUUCUCACAGAUUUGAAGUUCAGUGAAGGGUAUUGUGGCUACAGAUUCGCAGAGGAUUUACGCAAGGGUUCUAAGUUUUCACUUCGUUUUCUGCUGCAGAAUGUAGAAGAGUUCAGUAGUCGUCUUAGGUUAGGUCACUGGCCUGUGAUAUCUGCCGAUUGUAUCUCUUUGGAGUUCUUAGAAACACGUAGGUUGGAGGAUAAGGAAACAAAAUCUGUAAUAUUAACGGGGAGUUUUGAUGGGCCAGAUGAGGGAGUGUCAGGUCUUGUACACUUGGUUAGUCAGAAAAUUUUGAUGCUGAGGUUGGUUAAUGAUCCUGAAGUUGAGGAAGUUUCAUCUCUCAGUGUGAGAGUGGAGAUAUUUAAUAAUGCUUUUGUUACAUGCGACACACUUCUGGAGAACACUAGGCAGCUUUGGAAAAGGAGUAUGAUGAAUGUUAUGGCUUGGUUGCGGCCAGAGGUUAUAACACCAGAAGCUAUAUAUGGUAGUAGUAAAAUGAACCUUGUGGAAUUUAGUACACAUAAAGUGACAGGUUCUGGCAGCUUUGUCUCUAAGAAACGUGCUAGGUUUGAUGCUGCUCAGUUCUAUGAAGCCAUUAAACCAUCCAAACUGGAGCCAAUGUUGGAAGAUGAACUUCAUGAUUUGCUUCCUGAAUUGAGACCAUACCAACGCCGUGCAGUUUAUUGGAUGGUUCAACGAGAGAAGGGGGCUUCUGGAAAUUGGAUCCAAAGUGAUCAAAAUUAUUUCUGUAGCCCCCUCUGUGUACCUGUGGGUUUCCUUGAUACACGUUUGAAAAUGUUUUACAAUCCAUUUAGUGGAGCUGUUUCAUUGCAUCCGGAGCCUUUCUCAUAUGUCCCUGGUGGGAUUCUUGCUGAUGAGAUGGGACUGGGAAAAAGUGUUGAAUUGCUUGCUUGCAUCCUUGCUCAUCGAAAAUUUCCAUCUGAGGAUGAAGUUCCUUUUCACAAUGAAAAACAAGUUACUGGUGGUUGGAGAAAUAGCCUCAAAAGAUUGAAAAGAGAACGUGUUGAGUGCAUAUGCAGAGCUGUAAGUGAAAGCUCUAAAUAUAAAGGAUUAUGGGUACAAUGUGAUAUUUGUGAUGCUUGGCAGCAUGCAGAUUGUGUUGGUUAUGUACCUGUAGGAACGAAUUUAAAAUAUGACAGUUCACAUGUAGAAGGCCACUGUAAGAAUGGAUCUGUAAAGUUACAAAAGCAGUUGAAAAAGAAAGGUGAUACUAAAAUAGUUGAAAUGGAUGGGAGUCAUAUUUGUCAGCCAUGUUCAGAAUUGAUCCAAGCUACUGAAUGUCCUGUUGCUACUGGUGCUACUCUUAUAGUAUGUCCAACACCUAUAUUGCCCCAAUGGCGUGCAGAAAUCAUUCGUCAUACAAACCCAGGUUCUCUCAAAACUUGUGUUUACGAAGGUGUAAGGAAUGCUUCCCCUUCAACUAUGUCUAUAAUGGAUUUAAGUGAAUUCAUCAAUGCUGACAUUGUCUUAACGACAUAUGAAGUCUUGAAAGAAGAUCUGUCGCAUGACUCAGACAGACAUGAAGGAGAUAGACGCUCUAUGAGAUUCCAAAAGAGGUAUCCAGUUGUCCCAACUUUCCUGACAAGAAUAUUCUGGUGGAGAGUUUGCUUGGAUGAAGCUCAGAUGGUGGAGAGUAAUGCCACUGCUGCCACAGAAAUGGCAUUGCGAUUACAUGCCAAGCAUCUAUGGUGUAUUACAGGGACACCUAUACAGAGGAGAUUUGACGAUUUAUAUGGACUUUUGAGAUUUCUUAGAGCAAGCCCUUUUGAUAUCUAUAGGUGGUGGGUUGACGUUAUAAGAGACCCAUAUGAGAGGAGAGAUGCGAAUGCUAUGGAGUUUGCACAUAAGUUUUUUAAGCAAAUUAUGUGGCGUUCAUCCAAAGUACAUGUUGCAGAUGAAUUACAGCUGCCACCACAGGAGGAGUGUGUUUCCUGGCUCUUUUUCUCACCAAUUGAAGCACACUUUUACCAGAGACAGCAUGAAACUUGUGUAAGUUGUGCCCAUGAGGUUAUUGAAAGUUUCAAGGAUGACAUUAAUAAAAGAAAAGCUCUAGAUUCUGAGUCAUUUGAUGCUUCCUGUGAUCUUUUUCUUACCCACACUGAGGCUGCAAAACUGCUGAAUUCACUGUUGAAGCUUCGGCAGGCAUGUUGCCACCCUCAAGUAGGGAGUUCUGGGUUGCGUUCUUUGCAACAAUCUCCUAUGACCAUGGAGGAGAUAUUAGUGGUACUUGUGGGUAAGACCAAGACAGAAGGGGAGGAAGCUCUGAGGAAAUCGGUUGUUGCAUUAAAUGGGCUGGCCGGAAUAGCUAUAAUUGAAAAAGAUCUCUUCCGAGCAGUAUCACUGUACAGAGAAGCACUUUCUUUAGCUAAAGAACACUCAGAUGAUUUCCGCUUGGACCCUUUGCUGAAUCUUCAUAUUCACCAUAAUCUUUCUGAAAUCCUUCCACUAAUCUCAAGUUCGGACAGGAGCCAAUCAGUUGGUGGACAGAGCCUAGAAAACCCUGAAGAGAUGGCCUCAAAAUUGCAUGAAAUUGAUGAUUUUGAACAGUACUCUGCAAAAAGACAAAUAAUAAGCAAGGCUAGCACCUUGGAUUCAACUGGGCAUCUUGAACAUGAAGAGGAACUACUUAAUUUUAGUUCUAACCUGUCAGCAAUUGAUGUUGAAGGGGAGAAAGGUACGGAAAAUGAUGCUCAGUCCUAUGUAUCAUCUAGAUCCUUUAGUGAUGGUUGUUUGAGAAAGACAUGUGAAAAUAUUAAACAGAAGUACCUAUCUGUGUUCAUUUCCAAGCUAUCCUUGGCCCAGCAAGAGUUUAAAAAUUCAUAUAUGGAGGUCUGUGAGGCACUCAGUGAUAGAAAAAAACAACAAAACUUGUGGUGGUUAGAAGCCCUUCAUUACAUUGAGCAGAAAAAGGAUUCCUCAAAUGAGUUGAUUAGAAAGAUAAGAGAGGCUGUCUCUGGGACUUUAAACAGUUCCAAGGCAUCAAGAUUAGCCUCAAGGUUUCGAAGCAUAGAUGGAUUAAAGUAUCUAAUCCAGGGUGGCCUGGACUCCUUGGAAACUUCUAGGCAAGCAGUACUUGAACGACUUUUAGAAGUUGACCAGACAAUGGAAAGACCAAGAGAUGAGGAUAUAGAACGAGUACGAUACUGCCCAAAAUGUGUCAAUGGUGAUGGUCCUCUAUGUGUUCUCUGUGAACUGGACGAGUUAUUUCAGGUAUAUGAGGCAAGGUUAUUUCGUCUUACAAGGGGAGAUGAUGGAGGCAUGAUUGCAUCUGCUGAGGAAGCAGUAGAUUUGCAAAAGAAAAUUUCUGCACGAAACCGAUUCUAUAUGUCUUUGUCAUGUCCGGAUAAAAGUUCAGCUUCAUCCAAUGUUGGAAAUGAAGAGGAUAAAAGGAAGAGGGAUGUCAGGGCAAAAGUAGUGGUUUCAAGAUCUCCUUCUGAAUUGGAGAUUGUCCUUGGGGUUAUAAAGAAUUAUUCCAAAGUUCACUUAGGAAGAGAGGGUAUGUCAGCUGCUACAAAGCAGCUACUUCUUUUCGAGGCAAUGCGGAAGGAAUAUACCCAGGCAAGGUCCUUGGCAACUGUUCAGGCCCAACUACUGCGUGCUCAUGACGAGAUUAAGAUGGCAACUUCUCGAUUGCGCCUGAGAGAAACUGAGAAUGAUGCAUCUGCUCUUGAUGCUUUAAGUUCAGAAGAACUAGUUGCAGCCAAUGUGGAAUUUUCUAAUGAAAAGUUCAUGUCCUUGUCUUUAUUAUCACGUAUAAAAGGGCAACUUCGUUAUCUGAAGGGAUUAGUUAUUUCUAAGAAAAAACCACAAUCGGAGAGCUUUAAUGUUUCAUCCUUUUGUCAAGAUUCAGUUACUUCUCUUCGUGCAAUAGAACAAAGUGAGUGCACAGAUAAAGUCGACGAUGAAGCCUGCCCAAUUUGUCAAGAAAAGCUCAGCAAUCAGAAGAUGGUAUUUCAAUGUGGGCAUGUUACUUGUUGUAAAUGUUUUGUUGCAAUGACUGAGCAAAGGCAAAUUCAUCAUGGAAAAUCUCAGGAUAAAUGGGUUAUGUGUCCAACAUGCCGACAGCAUACUGAUUUUGGGAAUAUUGCAUUUGCCGAUGAUAGACAAAACAAAACAUGUAAUUCUGACAUUCCAAGUGCAUUCCAAGGCCAUGAUAAUCCUGAAGGUGUUAUAAAUGUCCAGGGAUCAUAUGGAACAAAGCUUGAAGCAGUCACAAGGAGAAUCCUGUGGAUCAAAUCUACUGACCCAAAAGCAAAAGUCCUUGUGUUCUCCAGUUGGAAUGAUGUUUUAGAUGUGUUGGAACAUGCUUUGGUUGCUAAUGGCAUCAGUUAUAUCCGGAUGAAAGGAGGCAGGAAAUCGCAUGCUGCCAUCUCACAGUUCAAGGGCCAGAACCGUAAUGUGGAAGGAAUUGGCAAAAUACAUGAUCAGCAGGGAGAACCUAAAUCCAUUCAAGUAUUAUUGCUCUUAAUCCAACAUGGAGCUAAUGGUCUUAAUUUAUUGGAAGCACAACAUGUUGUUCUUGUAGAGCCACUGCUCAAUCCAGCAGCAGAAGCACAAGCAAUCAACCGGGUCCACCGGAUUGGACAAGAGAAGAGGACACUUGUUCAUCGUUUUAUAGUGAAAGAUACUGUUGAAGAGAGCAUCUACAAAUUGAACAGAGGCAGGACAGGCAAUUUUGUCAUUAGUGGAAACACUAAAAAUCAAGAUCAACCAGUUCUGACGCUCAAAGAUGUAGAGUCCCUCUUCUCAACAUCGCUGCAUACAAUGCCACUUGAAAACAAUAAUGAGCCAAGAGGAAGUUUAAUGCAUUUGCCUCCUGCGGUAGCUGCUGCUCUGGCUGCUGAGAGGAGAUUGAGAGAACGUUCAACAUAAUUUAUCAGGAACCUGAAGUUGGUUGUAUCCUCCAAGUAAGCUUGAGAUCAUCAAGGGCACGGAUAGAUAUAGGGUCUUGCUCAUGGUUAUGUACAUUGUUUCAGCAACACCCAAUGCAGGUGGUUCUUAUGUGCAGAAUUCUAGAUUUUCACCUGAUCGGGUAUUUAACUAUUUCUUCAUAAAUCAAUUUAUUCAUGUAAAUGUGGAUGUGCUAACUCUAUUUAUAUAGUGAUUUCAAUUUCAUAAAUUAACAAGCAAUAAGUCAUCAUUGUAAUAAUUUUAUUCAAUGUUAAUAUAUUUUUUCUUGGCCCUUAUUUCUCAUCAGG
Messenger RNA from Nelumbo nucifera (sacred lotus), 5592 nucleotides. Its product is annotated as RING-finger, DEAD-like helicase, PHD and SNF2 domain-containing protein. The record is from RefSeq and is a predicted model, not a curated record. Lineage: Eukaryota; Viridiplantae; Streptophyta; Magnoliopsida; Proteales; Nelumbonaceae. Gene Ontology annotation, molecular function: ATP binding.